Molecule: messenger RNA, 1755 nt
Organism: Coregonus clupeaformis (lake whitefish)
Lineage: Eukaryota; Metazoa; Chordata; Actinopteri; Salmoniformes; Salmonidae
Product: sialoadhesin-like
Exons: 10
Coding region: 25-1755 (576 amino acids)
Source: RefSeq, a predicted model, not a curated record
GACUGCAGGGUGGGAGAUGCAACAAUGGCCUUGAGAACAGCAGGAAGUGUGUUGGUGGUCUUUCUCUGGUCUGUAGCAGUGAUGGGUGUAGAUGGCUGGAGUGUGACUUACUCCACUCAGAGUAUCUGUACCUUGAAGGGGUCAACAGUGGAACUGUCCUGCUCUUACACAUAUCCCAGUGGUAGAGUCACAACAACCCUCUGGUUCACUAAAAAUGAUGCUGCUGGGAAUCCUGUGAGUCUGAGUGAUGACCCAGACUACAAAGGUCGUGUGACGUACCAUGGAGAUCAGAAGACUGUCCCCACCCUGACAAUCACAGACCUGAGAGAGAGUGACUCAGCCACGUACAAGUUCAGAUUUAUAACAGAUCAGACCGUAGGGAGAUAUACUGGCGAACCUGGAGUCACUCUGUCUGUCACAGGUCUUCAGGUGAAGGUGACUGGUGGACAUCAGGAUAAGACACUGACCUGUAGCACCACCUGUACUCUGACUGGUAACCACACCUACAUCUGGUACAAGAACGGACAACAUCUAGAUGAGAGCACCUCCCCCCAGUACAAAGACCCAGUCUACAGUAACUAUGAAGACGGCUACUCCUGUGCUGUAAAAGGCCAAGUGUGUAAGGGGUGUUGGGGUGUGACUUACACCCAUCAGAGUAUAUGUGCCUUGAAGGGGUCAACAGUGGACAUAUCCUGCUCUUACACAUAUCCCAGUUAUCAUGAGAUCAAAAAAGCUUUCUGGUUUACUAAAUGGUCUGGUAUAGAUGCUGAAGAUCUGAGCUCAGUGCCAAAGUAUGAGGGUCAUAUUGAGUACCUUGGGGAUAAGAAGGGAGACUGUACCCUGAGAAUCACAGACCUGAUAUUGAGAGACUCUGCUGAGUACAGGUUCAGAUUCAUAACAUCCGGAGGAAAGUUUGCUGGCUCACCUGUCUCCCUGACUGUCACAGAUGUUGUGUUGGAGAUGGAUCCUACAUCUGUGUCAGAGAGGGAGAAUGUCACACUGACAUGUAGAACCAAAUGUACACUGGACCCCAUCACAGCCUACAGUUGGUAUAAGAAUGGACAGCCUAUACCAAACAGCAACACCUACUCUCCUGUCUAUAGCCUAUUCUCAGUCAGCAGUGAGGAUGCAGGAAGAUACUCCUGUGCUGUAGAAGGCCAUGAGGAUCUCCACUCUCCUGAAGACACUCUCAAUGUUAGAUUGUCAGUCAGUCCCUCUGGUGAAAUAGUGGAGGGCAUUUCAGUGACUCUGACCUGCAGCAGUGAUGCCAACCCACCUGUGGACAAAUACAUCUGGUACAAGAAGAACAUAACCUCACCAAAAGCAUCAGGACAGAGUUACAACAUCACUAACAUCAGCUCUGAGGAAAGUGGAGAAUACUACUGUGAGGCCCAGAAUGGAAGAGGAUCUAUGAACUCUGCAGCUCAGAUCAUCACUGUAGCAGGGAAACAAACCUCAGUUAUGACUCCAGCUGUAGGAAUCACAGUGAUUGUUCUGGUUCUCAUACUGGCUUCAUGUCUCUUUGGCUUCAUGUGGUUAAGGAAGAAAGCAUUCAAAACCACCUCUGACACAAGACACACAGCACACAUGGGACAGGGUGACUCUAGUCCAGUGUAUGACAACGUCUCAGGCAUGGCCAUGACCCCUACUGCAGUACAGAGAGUGGACACAGAUGAGCAGGAUGACGUUCACUACGCCAGCGUCCACUUCUCUCACUCCAAAAACCAGGAAGUGCCUCUAAACAGGAAGACCUGA